Molecule: messenger RNA, 1214 nt
Organism: Tribolium castaneum (red flour beetle)
Lineage: Eukaryota; Metazoa; Arthropoda; Insecta; Coleoptera; Tenebrionidae
Exons: 5
Coding region: 671-1159 (162 amino acids)
Molecular function (GO): lysozyme activity
Source: RefSeq, a predicted model, not a curated record
AAUUUUUAAACCGCAAAUUCAGAUAUAAACAUAAUAUCACUUGUAUUUGUUGUCUUGUUAGUUGUACAAAAUGAAAACAUUUCUCCUCCUCUUUGGUGUGGUCUCUUUGUUGGGUUAUUCAACAGGCAUUGAAAACUACUUAGGCACCGAAAUCCAGAAAUGCCUCAACUGUAUUUGCCAUGCCAGAACUGGAUGUUACAGCCGGUUUAACUGUGCAAAUUAUUCAAUCGAUUUCGAUUACUGGAAAACAGCCGGAAGUCCAAACGUUGAGGAAGAAGACGAUGAAUUGGAAGACAACGAACGGUUCACCAAAUGUAUGAAAAACGAAAACUGUAUUCUGACCACACUUGACAAAUAUGCCGAAAAUAUUGGACACAUUGAUUGUAACUGUGACCAAAAAUUCGACUGCAGAGACAGACUUGCUAUUCAUUUGCUUGGAGACAAAUGUACUAACCCGAAAUUUAUGAAACGAUACCUGAGAAGGUUUAAUAAUUGCGCCAGAAAAUUGGGUGUUACAACAAUGUUUGAUGAGGAAAAUUACGAUGGUUGUGAACCUGAAGUUUUUUGAUUUAAUUUUAUUCGAUAAUCUUUCGCAUAUCAGUGUGACCUUUAAUAAAGUUUGCAAUAUUUUCUUCAUUUGCAGUUUACGUCUUGAGUGUUUGGUACCAAAAUGAAAACUGUCUUUGCUUUUUGUGUUCUAUUCUUCACAUAUUGCGAUGGAAUCAAAAACUACAUGGGCUCAGACCUGCAAAGCUGUCUCAACUGUCUUUGCCAUGCCCGAACAGGUUGUUUCAGUCGUUUCAACUGCGCUAGUUAUUCCAUUAGUUUCGACUACUGGAAAACAGCCAAUAGUCCAACUGUUGACUCCACAGACGCGCCUGAAGCGGAAGCAAGUUUCAAAAAAUGCAUGAAAAAUGAGAACUGCAUUCUGGCAACGCUUGACCAAUAUGUCGAUUCCAUGGGACACAUGGACUGCAACUGCGACGGACAAUUUGACUGUAAAGACAGAUUCGCAAUUCAUUUGCAUGGAGCUAAUUGUACCAAUCCUAAAUUUCCGGAUAACUAUGUAGCGAGAUUUAACAAUUGUGCCAAAAAUUUGAAAGUGAAAGCUAUGGUUGCGGAGGAAGGAUUUGAAGGCUGCAUUCCUGAGGUUUUUUAAUAAAUAAAUGUAUUACCUAUUGGUUUUACUCAAUAAAAAGGAACGCAUACGCAAA